Megalobrama amblycephala (Wuchang bream) is the source of this 644-nucleotide messenger RNA. RefSeq names its product coiled-coil domain-containing protein 106-like. Gene Ontology annotation, cellular component: nucleoplasm. The transcript is spliced from 2 exons. The coding region runs from base 38 to 412 and encodes 124 amino acids. Lineage: Eukaryota; Metazoa; Chordata; Actinopteri; Cypriniformes; Xenocyprididae. The record is from RefSeq and is a predicted model, not a curated record.
CUCCAGUUCCUUGUUUUCUUCUACUUCAUUCUCCAAAAUGAAGAAACCCCACAAGAAAAGUAAAAAGAAGCACCGUCAUCCUCUGGCAAUGGCAAGAGCUCGCACAACUGAUGAUGUGGUACAUAGGUACCAUAAAGUUAUGAAGGCCUAUAAGAGUCAGGGGAGCAUGACUAAGGCAUUUAAAAUGGUAGGUGUGGAUCGGAACACACUGGCGCUGUCUGCUCCCCUGGCAGAAAUUGCAAUUGCAUGUCCAAAAUUCUUAAAGAGCCUUCCACCAUUUAACCUCAGAAAAGAGAAGCUUUUAGACUACUCUAAGCGUUGUGCGGAGUCAAUGACUCCAGAGGUCAGCACUAAAAUUGAAGAGCUAAAAGCUAAAGGCAAGCUUCUGCCAAUCAAGUACAAAUACAGAUAAGCCCCUUAAUAUUUAAUAGUUUAAUAAUGUUAUAGUUUUAUAUUGGGGCUAUUUUUGUUUUUUAUUUAUUCAUUUAAUUUGUUUCACAAGCAGUUCCACUAUGUUAGAAUGCACUUAAAAUGUGUUUAAGUAAUAUGUUUUGCUUAGCAAUGUAUUAAAAGCCAUUCUAUUCUAGUGUUCCAUUGUUUUAAAGCUUAAUAAUAAAGGUUUUGAAUUGUAUAAAUCUACUCAC